Cervus elaphus (red deer) is the source of this 4030-nucleotide messenger RNA. It is a transcript of the gene SOAT1, whose product is annotated as sterol O-acyltransferase 1. Bases 230 to 1864 code for a protein of 544 amino acids. Gene Ontology annotation, molecular function: cholesterol O-acyltransferase activity; fatty-acyl-CoA binding; cholesterol binding. The transcript is spliced from 16 exons. The record is from RefSeq and is a predicted model, not a curated record. Gene Ontology annotation, biological process: cholesterol metabolic process; cholesterol efflux; cholesterol homeostasis. Gene Ontology annotation, cellular component: endoplasmic reticulum membrane. NCBI's taxonomy places the organism in Eukaryota, Metazoa, Chordata, Mammalia, Artiodactyla, Cervidae.
ACUCAACAGAAGCUUGUUUCUUGUCCUCUAGCAAAGUAGUCUGAUCAGUCAUGGGCCCCUGAGCAGGGCUUACAAGGACCUUGCUUUCACCCUUUCUCACCCGUGGAGUGCUCCGUUCUCCUCCUUCAAGACUCAGGUCACAUACCUUCUUUCCUAUGAAACCUUUGCACCUCUUAAUGAUCUCUUCUGUCUCUGCACUUCAGACAGCACGGUAGUGGGUGAAGAGAAGAUGUCUCUAAGAAAACGGCUGUUGAAGUCCAGUAACCAUGCUGAGGAAGAGGAAGAAGGCCAGAGAGACUGUACAGAGGAGUCACAAGAGACACCUAGUAAUGGUCGGGUUGAUUUAAAACGGUUGAUAUCAAAGAAGAUACAGUUGACAGCAGAGGCAGAGGAAUUGAAGCCCUUUUUUAUGAAGGAAGUUGGCAGUCACUUUGAUGAUUUUGUGACCAGUCUCAUUGAAAAAUCUGCAUCAUUAGACAAUGGUGGUUGUGCUCUCACAUCCUUUUCUAUUUUUGAGGGAGACAACAACCACCGAGCUAAAGAUCUGAGAGCACCUCCGGAACAUGGAAAGAUUUUUGUUAUAAGGCGAUCUGUCUUAGAUGAGCUGUUUGAGGUGGACCACAUCAGAACAAUAUAUCACAUGUUCAUUGCCCUCCUCAUUCUCUUCAUUCUCAGCACACUUGCAGUAGAUUAUAUUGAUGAAGGAAGGCUGGUGCUUGAGUUCAAUCUCAUGUCUUAUGCUUUUGGGAAACUUACUGUUGCUAUGUGGACGUGGUUCACCAUGUUCAUAUGUACACUUACAGUUCCUUAUUUCCUGUUUCAACGCUGGGCCAGAGGCUAUCACAGGACUUCUCAUCCAGUGGUCUAUUCUUUCAUACACUGCUUCCUUUUUGUGGUCUUCCAGACUGGAGUUCUAGGUAUAGGACCACUUUAUGUUGUGUUAGCAUAUACACUACCACCAGCUUCCCGGUUCAUCGUUAUACUUGAACAGAUUCGUUUUAUAAUGAAGGCCCACUCAUUUGUCAGAGAGAAUGUGCCUCGGGUACUCAAUUCAGCCAAGGAGAAAUCAGGCACUGUUCCAGUACCUACAGUCAACCAGUACUUGUAUUUCUUGUUUGCUCCUACCCUCAUCUACCGUGACAACUAUCCCAGGACUCCCACUGUAAGAUGGGGUUAUGUGACUAUGCAGUUUGCACAGGUUUUUGGUUGCUUUUUUUAUGUGUACUACAUCUUUGAAAGGCUCUGCACCCCCUUGUUUCGGAAUAUCAAACAGGAGCCCUUUAGCGCUCGUGUUCUGAUCUUAUGUAUAUUUAACUCCAUCUUGCCAGGUGUGCUGAUACUGUUUCUUAUUUUUUUUGCCUUUUUGCACUGCUGGCUCAAUGCCUUUGCUGAGAUGUUACGCUUUGGUGACAGGAUGUUUUAUAAGGAUUGGUGGAACUCUACAUCGUACUCUAACUAUUACAGGACCUGGAAUGUGGUAGUCCAUGACUGGCUAUAUUACUAUGCUUACAAGGACUUUCUCUGGUUUUUCACAAAGAGGUUCAAGACAGCUGCCAUGCUGGCCGUCUUCGCUGUGUCCGCCGUGGUGCAUGAGUAUGCCCUGGCUGUUUGCCUGAACUUUUUCUAUCCGGUGCUCUUUGUGCUCUUCAUGUUCUUUGGAAUGGCUUUCAACUUUAUUGUCAACGAUAGUCGGAAAAGACCAAUUUGGAAUGUUCUGAUGUGGACUUCCCUUUUUGCGGGCAAUGGAGUCCUCCUGUGUUUUUAUUCUCAAGAGUGGUAUGCACGUCAACACUGCCCUCUGAAAAAUCCCACAUUUCUGGAUUAUAUCCGGCCACGUUCCUGGACUUGUCGUUACGUGUUUUAGAAGCUUGGAGUUUGUUUCCUUCCUUGACACUGAAGAUUGGGUAUUCGACCUGACUUGGGGCCAGCAUCUGUUUCCAGCCAUCAUGAAGUUAAUCUGUGUUACUUGGACCACUUCAGGCUUUACAGAUUGCUCACUCCAUUCCUAGGUCACCUGAAAAUGAGCUGUUAGAAGUUUACUGGAAGUUUGGACACUUUUAAGCAGUCAAUUUUUUUCCUUUUUGGGAGAAGGGAAACUUAUAGCUGAUGUAAUGACAGAUUUUUGCUAAGUCAUAUCAGCUUAACUCUCAGAACUUUGGUUUUGUUUCUUAACUCCAUCUAAUUAGAGACCAAACAUCAUGUUUUCUUGGCCACUGAAUUAGCCAGAACACUGAUGAAGAAAUCACUUAAGUACCUGUGACUUAGAAAUUUUUUCAUGCACACUGUUGGAAUGUAUGCUAAUUAACCAUGCAAUUGGGAAAGAAAAUAAUGUGGAAUGUUUUGCUGUUUCUAGUAGAGAAAAUAUCUAUUUUUCCAAAUAUAAUCUUAUUACAUAUCCUAAUUUGUAUUUUUUUUUUUAAGUUCACGUCUAUUCAAUUUUUAUCUUGUUUUUGCUGUACUGGGUAGUCAUGAUAUCUGUGAAGCAAAAUUAUCCCUUACACCUUGAAUUCUUGAGUUUGCAUCCAUAAUAUUAUAUAUCGAGGGGGACAGAAGUGGGAAGAGAAAAAGAAGUGAGACUGGACAAAGAAAAAUAUUUUCUAAUGUAUGAAGCAGUUUUGAAAAAGAUCUUGCAGAAUCAGUCAUGUGUUUAAACUAUUUUAUAGUAGAACUUAUGUGGAAGAUAAAUUUCUUUUUGUUGUUUAAACUUUCAGAUAAUAAUUUCUUUGACGUUAUUUAGAAGUAACCAUUGGUAUAGUUGUUUUAUCUAAUGAAUACUGACUUCCAUUAUUUUGCAGACUAGUGAGUCUGUAUCAUAAGUAUUAAUCACCACCAUUAAUAUUAAAGGGAAUACUAAAGAUCCAGAGAAGCUGGCUUCUGCAUUUGCUCAAUUAUUCUUAAUGGUAGUAUACUUUAGGUAUAGUAAAUAAUAGGUGAUCAUUUUCAAGAAAAUGUACUCUGUUGUGUGGUGUUCCCAUGCUAUAAGAUGCCUAGGGCUAAUAAUACAAUGUGGUGUGUAGGAAUUAUUUUGGUUGUUUAUAUGAGGUAUGAUUAUGUCUGUAAAGAUAGAGCUUUGGAAGGGACUUUGGAGACCAUGUAGGUCCACUCCAAAGAAGGGAGACUUAAUUACUCAAAACUGGCAAAGAGCCAACUUGAGAAGCUAUUUUCUUGGUAUUCUAGCAGCCCUACUGCUGUUAGAAAGUUGUGAGAAGUCUUUUUCAAAUUUACUUAAAGUCAAUUUGAAUCUCACAGAAAGGUAAGUAAAAUUUCUUGAUAGUCAUAACUUUAUGUGUACAGCAAGUAACCAGCUAAGUCCCCUCUUUUAUUUCCCAUACCUUUGGUCCAGUUGAGCUUAGGCAAAUCCACCCUUAACAGACAAAACCGUACCUCAAGGAAGGUUAUUUUUAAAAGGUACUCCACAUGUUCCCAAGCAGUAAUUAUCUGUACAGUGGUAUUGUAAUUGUAAUGGAAUGGCAUUUUAAUAUAACUCACAAUUUCCAGCAUUUUUUAAAAAAUUAAAAUGAGUCAAUCACUGGAACUUAGAACUACAUUUUAAAUAUAAAGGGGGAGUUGAGAAAAGCACACUGGUUUAAGAUGUGGUUAUGCAUAAGCCAGUCUACUGAAGUGAGAGAAUGGAAUUCUUAGGUCUGUAUUUUUUGUUCAGUACUGUGAAUGUACACUCUCAUUGAGAGGACUUGUUGCUGUGUACUCAUUCUGAAUACUGUAUUUAUUAGACUGAUCAACCCUGGGUUUUGUUUGUUUUUAAACUCUCAUCCUCCCUUUGUUUAUUAGUGCUUUUUUUUCUGCCCAAAAUUUUAAAGUGACAACAAAUAAUAUGUAUAUAAUGAUACACUCUUUAGAAUGAUAAGACUGUCCUAAGAUAUUUUUAGAAACACUUAAAGGGAAAGCCAUUUUCUGUGAAAGACAUUAGUUUGACAGCCAUGGUCUUACUACUAGCUGCUUUUAACGAAAGUCUUGCCUUUAAAGAACUACUUACACUCUUUAAACAAAUAAAUUAAACUAAAACUUCUUA